Messenger RNA from Cercospora beticola, 4000 nucleotides. RefSeq lists its product as uncharacterized. Gene Ontology annotation, biological process: secondary metabolite biosynthetic process; amino acid activation for nonribosomal peptide biosynthetic process. Gene Ontology annotation, molecular function: phosphopantetheine binding; catalytic activity. Gene Ontology annotation, cellular component: cytoplasm. NCBI's taxonomy places the organism in Eukaryota, Fungi, Ascomycota, Dothideomycetes, Mycosphaerellales, Mycosphaerellaceae. The record is from RefSeq and is a predicted model, not a curated record.
AUCUUGGCGAACCGGCUCUCGAUCCCGUGCUGCAUAUGGAAUUGUGUUUGUCAUGAGUCGUUGUGCACCUGCCAGGUGUCAUGAAGAAGUCUUUCAUAUGUUCACAGACCUCCCAGCCAGUAUACUGCAAGCACCUUCAGAUUAGAGCAUCGGGAUAGCGCUCUGGACGAUGGAAUCAAUUACGGCAUUCCCACCUCAACCAAACAUCGACAGUACGCCAUCAUGGAAAGUGGUCAAGCAAGACAUGGAGCUAUCAAAACUUCAAGCACCAGAGGUCAAGACCUUUGUCUAUCGUGCUUUCGCAGCAGUGAUCUGGGCCUACACUGGUGACAAGACCAUAAGCUUUGUGGCAGCGACUUGCUCUCAAUCUGGGCUUCGAGACAUCGCAGUGCAUGAAUACCAACAGUCUGAAGCAAGUCCGGAUGAAAGAGAUUUUAUGUUGAUUGGCAAAACCGCACUGGAAAGACUUCCAAGCAGUAGAAGCAUACUCAUCCACCUCUGUGACGAUCAUGCCACCUGCACUGAGCAACUUUCUCUACCACCGGAUAACGCACUACAGCUCUCCUUCCAAGUGAUCUCGGAAGGCCGUUUUGUCCAAUUUGCAGCUCGAUUUGACCAGUCAUCUCUGGACAGAUCUCAUGUGAGAUCCUAUCUGCAAGUCCUGGUAAAUGCGGCCAAGGCACUCCAGUCAGCUACAAUGCCUGGAGUGCUGCGUGUGGUCAGCGAAAUUUCUAUGAGCGACAAGAACUUCAUCCAGCAAUGGAACGGCGAGCCCCAGAGACUCAUCUCGGAAUGCAUACACGACCGCAUAAGUCGCAUCUUUACCAGCGACAGCGGAAAAAUUGCGGUAGAGUCUUGGGAUGGUCGCCUGAGUCGAGAAUAUGUUGAGCUAGAGUCCAGCUCUAUUGCUACGCUCUUAGUCAACGCCGGAGUACAACCUCAGCGAAGUGUCGGAAUUCUUAUGCACAAGUCAAAGUCUGUUCCCACAUGCAUGCUCGGCGUUCUCAAGUCAGGAGCGGCAUUCAUAUUGACGGAUCCAGCGUUGCCACGCAAACGAUUGGAGACGAUCAUUAAGAAGCUCUCAAUUGAGCAUGUUCUCACAACGAGAUCGCACGUACACCUCAUUCAUGAUCUGGUGCCAUCGGUGUUCGUCGAGAUUUCGCAAGGUCACUUCGCGGCAGCAUCGCCUGAUGAGAGACAGCGAGUCUUCAGCACACGCAGUACCACGAAGCUACCUCACGUUUCUCCUUCGAGCGUCGCUUUCUACAUUUUCACCUCUGGUAGCUCUGGUAUCCCAAAGGCUGUAGAGAUCUCCCACGCUGCAUUCGUCACCUCGUGCGAAGAGAACAAUCAGUGUGGGAUCUACGAGAGCACAAGGACCCUGCAAUAUGCGUCUUAUAACUUUCUUCCGUCGAUAGUCGAAAUUCUUGGAACCUUCAUGGCUGGAGGCGUACUAUGUAUACCUGGUCCAGAGGAACGGAUGGACAACUUGUCCGGGGCUAUACAGCGCUUGCAGCCGAGCUUGGUGUGUUUGACUUCUUCAGUAGCAAGUGUGCUCGAUCCGGACGAAGUGAGCAGUGUCAAAGAAUUGAUGCUAUUGGGAGAGCCACUACAGCGAACAACGGCAGCUACAUGGCUCACGUCGCAGACUACAGUCCUGCGUCACGGAUACGGCCAGAGCGAAGCUGGUGGGCAAUGUUGCGAUAUAGCCUUGACCCAGUCAAGUCGCAGCUACAGGGUGAUUGGAAAUCAUAGUCACCUCAAUUUCUGGAUCGUUGACCCCUCGGACCAUAAUCGCUUAAUGCCAGUUGGUGGCAUAGGAGAAUUACUCCUGGAAGGUCACUCUUUGGCGACUGGGUACUACGAAGAACCCGCCCUCACCUCUGCAGUCUUCAUUUCUGCACCUUCAUGGGCGCACACGUUGAAUGCAGGUACCGACGGUCGUAGAUGGUACAAGACUGGCGAUUUGGUCCAGUAUCAGGCAAAUGGCGAUAUCGUCCUCUACGGCCGGAAGGACUUCCAGCUCAAAGUGAAUGGCCAACGCGUGGAAAGUACAGACAUUGAGCAUUAUAUCAAAGCCGCCUGUCCUGAUGAAGUCGAACAAGUGGUCGUUGACAAGCUGGGUCCCGAGCAUGAUCAGAAGCUCACUGCAAUUGUGAAGCUUCAAGCGGACAUCGCAUCGACUCUAAUGGCACCUUCCACUUUCCGUGCUAUAAUGUAUGAAAGCUUGAAGAAUCUGGUGCCGGCAUACAUGAUACCUUCAAAAGUAGUCUUCACUGCAGAGAUGCCAAAGACGGCGACUGGGAAGCUCCAUAGGCGAGCGCUCAGGCAGCAAUUGAACUGUUCCGGGGAGGAGCACGUCUUGGCUCAAGAAGUAGUACGGACAGGUGCCACUCAGUUUGAAGAUCCUGGAACUGACCUCAUACGUUCAUUGUGUAGCAAGGUGCUGAAUUUGGGCGACAAACCAUUCACUGCAGAAAGUGACUGGAUCUCACUCGGAGGAGACUCGCUAUCUGCUAUACGUUUCAUUAAGCACGCCAGAGAUCUAGGCUUCCGUUUGUCAACAACAGAUCUGAUGAUGGGACGAAAGCUGUCUGAGCUGUGUUGUGGCAGACGACCAUCAAAUGUGCCCUCCACAUCCGUGGGACAGUGUUCGCUGGGGACUGCCCAGCUUUUCCCGCUAACAGAUUUUCAACGCAGAUAUCUACCUCUGGUCAACGGUUCUACCCCAGGCCUCCUUUGCAAGUACGAAUUGUCAUUUCGUGGGCGGAUUGAUAGCCAAAGACUGCAAGAAACUGUCUACCGCUGGAUUGAAUCGAUCGAUGCCUUGCGCCUGUCCUUCUCAUCAGACAGUGGACAUCUAGUACAGAGCUUUCUAAGCCCGUCGAGCAGCGCAUGGCGAUGUCGCGUUGUGCUGGGAUUCGAUCGUCAAAGUGUCGCUGCACUGUCUGCUCAGCACGAUUUUCUGAAGCAUCCUGUACUUGCCAUUCUAUGCGAUACGCCUGAGCCGGGCCAAGCAGACUCCUGCCUUGUUCUGCACAUCAGUCACAGCAUCAUGGACGCCACUUCUUCCAACUACUUGUUCCAGGACUUGGUUGACAUCUAUGCCGGCCGAGCCGCUGAAGUGAGACCGAGCUUUGCGCAAUACUUGGAAGAAAGAAUGGCGCGGGAGUAUCAUACCUCCAUCGAGUACUGGAGAGCGCUUCUCGCCGGAUCAAAGCCACAAUUGUUACGCAGCGCACUUAGACCGCUCGGCGGAUUGUCCAACCAGGAUAUGGCAACAAGUACAGUAACUCAUGUGGCAAUUUUGCCAACAGGAGAUGGCCCAAAAGCGACAAUGUCAACUGUGGUCCAUACUGCCUGGUCACUCGUCUUGAGUGUUCUUGCCAAUAGUAGCGACGUCAUGUUUCUCUACCUCAGUCAUGGCCGCGAUGACAGAUUCGAAGGCAGCGACGCUGUGAUCGGAUGCUGUGUCAACGAAGUUCCAUGCAGAGUCAUUCUCGAUGAUUUAUCGUCCUCGUCGAAGGUUUUGAACAACCUUCAAGAACAAAUUAUUCAGUCCAUGGCCCAUGCUCACCUCGGCGCAAGUACCAUUGCAAACAAGUGCACCGACUGGCCUCAAAAAGAGACGAUGUACGACCACAGUAGCUUGGUGGUGCAUCAGAACGUGCCCAUCGAGCAUAGCUGGGCAAUGGGCAAAGAUGGGUAUAUGAAUUUACAAGAAGUAACAUUUGAGGAGCAGUGGAGCUACGACUUUGAUUUAUCCACAAGCUCUUCGAGUGCUAAUGAACUCUAUGUGGAGCUGAAGUGUUUGCAGAGUCUCUACACCGUCGAGGAGUUGGAAGCUGUGAUGCAAGGAUUUCUGAUCGCAGUGCGCAUGCUGAAAGAGGGCAUGCGAAACGUUGCUGAUAUCAAGGCUAACGUGCGCGCAGUGGAGCACUUACCAAUCGUGGUAUCAGCAGAGUCAGGAUCGGUACGGAUGGAACAAAGUCGCUUGUGA